Molecule: messenger RNA, 470 nt
Organism: Cylicocyclus nassatus
Lineage: Eukaryota; Metazoa; Nematoda; Chromadorea; Rhabditida; Strongylidae
Source: the annotation of a GenBank genome assembly
UGACGAUGGUGUGCUGCUAUCUCGCUGCUAACAUUAUCGAUGUUAUUGUCGCUUUUUGGGAGACAAUUGACAUAAAAUCUCUUUACGCCAAUGAAGGCGUCUACACAGUGACCACGGACAUCUCGUCAUUUCUUACUAUUCUGGCUUGUUCACUGCGUCCACCGAUUUGUGUCAUCAAUGACAAGCAUAUUAGAACUGCGGUUUUCCGCCAGUUGCAAGACCUUUACGGUCACUUAUGGAGUUGCUGUCCAGAUAUCAGCCGGUUGCGCGAUAAAUUCUUUGAUACUGAAAACGAAAGCGAGAAACUUGUCAUCAGCUCUCCAAAAUCACCGAAACCUUCAAUCAGCCCCGUAGAGCCUUCCUUCACUCCAGGAGGAGGAAUCGGUGCGCUUAUUAUGGCCAGAUGUAGCAUAAACACUACACAGCAGUGUGGCAAUUGAUUUUUGUUUAAUCUUAGAUCUCAUACAGGU